AUGAUGGGGAACGUCAUGCGUGGCGCUGUGGCCUUCAUCCCCUCCGAGCGCUGCCAGCGUUUCCUGGUGGGCGACCUAAAGGAGAUGCCUCUUGAUCGGACACUAGACCUGAGCAAUUUCCAGCUGCGUCGGCUUCCUAUGGCUGCCUGCCUGUUCAAUGAGCUGGUCAAGCUCUACCUGAGUGGCAACAACCUGAACACCCUACCUGCAGACCUGCAGGACCUGAGGAAGCUGCAGCUCCUAGCUUUAGACUUUAACAGUUUCGAAGAGCUGCCUGCGGCGGUGUGUCAGCUACCCCAGCUUAACAUCCUGUAUCUGGGCAACAACAAGCUCUGGAGCCUCCCCCGGGAGCUGCGUGAGUUGAAAGAACUUAAUACCCUUUGGUUGGAGACAAACCGCUUCAUUGAGUUCCCUAAUGUGGUCUGCGACCUCUCCAACCUCAAGACCCUCCAUCUGGGGUACAACCAGAUAAGCAAACUGCCCAUGGAGCUCAGUGGGCUGAAGGAACUGAGGAGUAUCUGGCUAGCCGGGAACCAGCUGUUUGAGUUCCCGCCAGUGUUGCUUGCCAUGCACUUUCUGACUGUGAUUGAUGUGGACAGCAACAACAUCUGCCGUUUUCCUGGUCUCUCCCACUUGCAGGGGUUAAAACUGGUAAUCUACGACCACAACCCCUGUGUGAACGCACCUGUGGUCGGGGAGGGGGUCAGGAGGGUUGGACGCUGGGCGGACAGCUCAGAUGAUGAAGAGGAUGGUGAGGAUGGGUCGAAAGUGUGUGAGACGCUGACUGAGGUGAAGGAGCUUGCCACAGAGCUUGCCUCAGAGGGAGAAUUGGACACACUACUUGAAAAGGGUCGUGGAAGAAUCUGACCUUCAGCCGUGGAUAGGCUGGAGAACAGGAUGCCAGUCAAGUGGAGCACUUACUGGAGAGCGGCCAUUUGUCUCGGCAUGUUACACAAGCAGACAGGCCUGAUGGUAUUGGCUUCCAAAUAUGGUAAAGCCAAUAAUAUGGACCUAAACACAGAUGACAAAUAAUAAGCUAUUACAAUUGGUUUUCCAUCAUGAUGAAACAUGGACCUCAUGAAAAGCUCCAGGAGAAAUCUCACAUGAAGUUCUCUAUUACAUAACUGUCUGCAGACUAGAAUGAAAUUGUGGCUAGUUUUUUA
Molecule: messenger RNA, 1163 nt
Organism: Oncorhynchus masou masou (cherry salmon)
Lineage: Eukaryota; Metazoa; Chordata; Actinopteri; Salmoniformes; Salmonidae
Product: leucine-rich repeat-containing protein 10-like
Exons: 1
Coding region: 1-867 (288 amino acids)
Molecular function (GO): protein binding
Source: RefSeq, a predicted model, not a curated record